Messenger RNA from Truncatella angustata, 2314 nucleotides. Its product is annotated as TAP-like protein-domain-containing protein. The transcript has 2 exons. The record is from RefSeq and is a predicted model, not a curated record. Lineage: Eukaryota; Fungi; Ascomycota; Sordariomycetes; Amphisphaeriales; Sporocadaceae. Bases 86 to 2197 code for a protein of 703 amino acids.
UUGGUGAUCAUCAAAGGAUGGGGCAACGAUAUUGGUGUUGACCACUUUCUUUUGUCUUCAGCUCGCGGGAUCAUUUUAUGUCGUUAUGGCUGCUCUAAAAAGCUCGCCCUUGAACGAUGCGUCUGUCAUGAGGCCGACCGGUAUAUAUCUGCCCAAGGCAUCUUCAUCCGUGGCAUCACGAAGCGCGCGACAGGGCCGGGCAUGCUCCUUGCUGAUUGGUGUUAUUGCCGUUUGGACACUUCACUUCCUCUGCACCGGAGACAUCACUUCCGCGCUAUUGAUCACCAGUGGUGCGGCUCAAUCAAUUCAUAACGACCAAAAACCCGCUUCGGCCAGCGGCAAUUUUCGCUGGUCCGAUGUUGGGCCAAGUAGGACAUUGCAGUAUACACCCUGCUUCGGAUCUUAUCAAUGCGCGCGCCUAUCUGUUCCGUUGAACUGGAAUGCUUCAAUAGAGGAACAGGAAGCAAGCCCAAGGGCAGCCAUUGCGAUUAUCAAAUUGCCCGCGAAGGUGCCAGUAACAGAUUCCCGGUACGGCGGGCCCAUCCUGAUGAACCCAGGCGGGCCUGGCGAGUCAGGGGUCUAUCAAGUCGCCUUUGAGGGACAGCAUCUUCAGACCGUUGUUGACAGUCAUAUAGAUCCGCUAGAGGAUACAACUUCAAGUGCCGAGUCUGGAAAAUAUUUCGAUGUCAUUGGCUUCGACCCGCGCGGAGUGAAUAAUACGACCCCCAGGCUGCGGUGCUUCCCAGAUGCCUUUAACCAGCAGGCUUGGCUGCUGCGAUAUCUUGACUUUGGUCUCUUGUGGUCUAGCGAAAGUGUCGUUGGGUACGAGUGGGCACGGGCUUCUGCCCUAGGAGCGAGCUGCGCGCGUGAGGAGGCGGAUGGAGGAAUUUUGCGCUAUGCGAACACCGCACAGGUAGCCGGCGAUAUGGUGCAAAUUGUUGAGAAGGAAGGCGAAUGGAGGGCUGCUGAGGCCGCGAGGAUCCUCGAGAAACUUGACAUCAGGGAUGAGGGUCUUGAUGAGAUCAUGGAGCGCACUGCUUAUCGUGCAGGCCAGGAGAAGCUCCAAUAUUGGGGAAAGAGCUACGGAACAGUCAUCGGUGCGACGGUCUCUGCUUUAUAUCCGGAGCGAGUCAAAAGAGUAAUCCUUGACGGUGUCGUGGAUCCGGCCGACCACUACUCAGGCGGCUGGCUGACACAACUUCUCGAUUCCGACAAGAUUGUAUCCAAAUUUAGUUUCUCGCCGUCUGAUAUCGAGUCCCGCUUUACGUCGAUCUUGCUCUCGCUCAAAAAGAACCCCAUCCCCGUCAUGCUUCCACCAUCCAGUGUCAAGAACUCAGGACCGGAAUUGGUGACCUAUGGCGACGCACAUCUGUACCUGCUCAGCUCGAUGUAUUUCACAUUUUCGACAACAGAGAUGUUCUGGGACAUGCUGAUAGCCCUGGAAAGUCGUGAUACGACGUCUCCAACACUGCUCGAUCUGGUCGCACAGAAACAGGCAAGACUGAGUCCGGCCGAAUGUGAUGGUGGCGACGACGUUGAGGUGCCUUAUCCCUGCGUACCAUACAACUCCAUGCUCGGCCCCAACCAGGUCAUUGGCUGCAUGGAUACGGGCGGCUCUACAAACAUGACGCAAGAUGGCUACAAGGAGUAUCUGGCCCUUCUGGAGGCGCAGAGCCGGUGGAUUAGCCCUAGUUGGGCACGCAAUAAGUUAGGUUGUCUAGGGUAUGCGGUACAGCCUGCAUGGAGACCAGACCUGACCUUUGAAACACAAAAGUGGGACAAUACUUCACACCCACUCCUGAUCAUCAGUAACACGCACGAUCCUGUUACCCCUAUUAGAAACGGGCGCAGGGUGUCUACUAUAUUCCCCGGCAGCGUGGUAUUACAACAGGAUUCUGAAGGACAUUGUUCCCAUUCCAACCCAUCCUUCUGUACGGCGCGGUCGAUCCGGGAGUACUUUCAAACCGGGGAGUUGCCGCGAGAAGGCACCGUAUGCCAGCCUGAGGUCAAGCCUUUCGUGGGAUGCAUAAAGGAAGGAGGAUGUGAUUUCGAAAAAGUAGAAGAGCAGAGGUUGUGGGAGAGCUUGGUGGAUAUGGCUGAUCCAUUCGGAUUGAGGAGAAAGAAUGUCACGACAAAGGCGUCGACACAUUUUGAGGCAUGGUCUCAUCUCGUCAGCCAUAAAGGUCUACAUACCUAAGCACGUCUCAUUAAGAUACUUACACUAACUAGAAACUUAUCCGGUAUACUCGAUAUUAUUUUAUUUCAUCGAGUAACCCCGUAGCAGUUCUAAGCGUCGCGCCGAAUCCGACGGUCU